AUGAAGCUUCUUCUGCUGUGUCUGUGUGUUGCUCUGGCUCAUGCUAGCCUGGCUCCACUCCAUAGGACCAACCAGCGCGCCGUACCAGACAGCUGGAUCAUAAAAGUCAAAGAUUUUGACCAGCUGGAGCGUGUUCAAGAAGAGAUCGAGGACAUCUUCUCUAAAUUCCGUGCACCUGCUCCCAGAAUCGACAAGCUCAAAAAACUCAUGCCCGUUUUGACCCUUAAGAUCCCAGUGCACAUCCUUACCCAGGUUCGUGCUAUUGAGGGUGUUGAAGACGUUUAUGAGGACACCAUUGCAACCAUUUUCGGCUCCCAAAGUGGCGCACCAUGGGGUUUGGAUCGCAUCGACAGUCGUAGUGGAACCGAUGGUGUGUACAACUACAACAGCAACGCUCAGGGUGAAAACGUGAAAUUAUUUGUCGUGGAUACUGGCAUCAACACCAAUCACGAAGCGUUUGGCGGACGAGCUUCCCUUCUGUACGGGGCUGCUGAUGAUCAAGGACAUGGAACUCACUGCGCUGGUACUGCUGGAGGAAACACCUACGGUAUCGCACGUAAAGCUACCAUCUACAGCUCCAAAGUGUGCAACAGUCUAGGACAAUGCACGAAUUCCCUCAUUUCCUCAGGUUUGGAUGCCAUCGUCGACAAGUUUGGUACCGGCAACGGCAAGGGCGUGGUAUCAAUGUCCCUUGGCGGAGGGUAUAGUUGGUACAUGAACUAUAUUGUAAGGAAGAUGAUCAACAGUGGCUACACAGUUUCUGUUGCUGCGGGAAAUUCAAACAUUGACGCCUGCAACGCUUCACCUGCAUCGUUAGACGAGGCAAUCACCGUUGCAGCCAGUGACUCAGACGAUGUACGUGCGUAUUUCUCUAACUACGGCUCUUGCGUCGACCUCUUUGCACCCGGUGUGGACGUCGUUAGUGCAAGCUACUCAUCUAACACUGGCACUGCAACAUUUUCAGGCACUUCAAUGGCAUGCCCCCAUGUGUCAGGUGCCGCUGCUGUUUUUCUGGGAUUAAACCCAGGUUCAUCCCCAAGCACUGUGCAUGAUGGCAUCGUGAAUAAUGCGACUCCUAAUGUUGUGUCUGACACCCAAGGAUCCCCCAACAAGUUGCUCUAUGUCGAGCCCUAA
Acanthaster planci (crown-of-thorns starfish) is the source of this 1134-nucleotide messenger RNA. RefSeq lists its product as uncharacterized. Gene Ontology annotation, molecular function: serine-type endopeptidase activity. The record is from RefSeq and is a predicted model, not a curated record. Lineage: Eukaryota; Metazoa; Echinodermata; Asteroidea; Valvatida; Acanthasteridae. Gene Ontology annotation, biological process: proteolysis.